AUGGUCGCCGGUCUUUUGACUAAGAUUACUGCUACAAACGAUCGGCAACACCAGCAUCUACAUCGUCAGAUGACUCCACCGGAAGGUGGUUCGUCUUCUAGUCGGUUGCAAUCGAACAGUGUACUGGCCUUUCACGGAAAGAACGUGCCUAGCAUAACGAUUCUGAGCUACCUUCUCCGCAUCAACAAAUACUGUCCUACGAGCUACGAGGUGUUCCUGAGCCUUUUGGUUUAUUUCGAUCGCAUGAUGGAAAAGGUGAAUGCAGGCGCCAUGCAAAAUCUACGAGAGAUGGAUAGACAUGAACGUGCUGUAGCCUCCGAACAAGAAGUCAAGAGUCCUGUUUCUACACAAUCCAUCGAGGGCGUGGUACCCUCAAGCCAUGGCUAUGCACAAACAGCAACGCCUCCGUUAUCUGGUGAGCUCGAAACAUCGAGUCAAGGAGCCGUACCUGGAACCCCUCAUAGCAAAACUCGCCAGCCGGACUCUCCAGCAGCAUCUACAUUAGACGCAGACGCUCUCGACCUUUCAUAUCUCUUCGUGGUUGACAGCUUUAAUAUUCACCGCUUGAUCAUUGCUGGUGUGACCUGUGCAAGCAAAUUCUUCUCCGACAUCUUCUACACAAAUUCGCGUUAUGCCAAGGUUGGUGGUCUUCCGCUCCCUGAGCUCAACCAUCUCGAGUUGCAAUUCUUACUCUUGAACGACUUUCGUCUAUCCGUGCCUGUCGAAGAAAUCGAAGCAUAUGGAACAACAUUGGUCGAGUUCUAUGCUAGAGAGGUUUUGGCUCAAAGAGCAGAGCAAGCCGACUAA
Messenger RNA from Aureobasidium namibiae CBS 147.97, 807 nucleotides. RefSeq names its product cyclin-related 2. Gene Ontology annotation, molecular function: protein kinase binding; cyclin-dependent protein serine/threonine kinase regulator activity. Bases 1 to 807 code for a protein of 268 amino acids. The record is from RefSeq and is a predicted model, not a curated record. The transcript has 2 exons. Gene Ontology annotation, biological process: regulation of cyclin-dependent protein serine/threonine kinase activity. Gene Ontology annotation, cellular component: cyclin-dependent protein kinase holoenzyme complex; nucleus. Lineage: Eukaryota; Fungi; Ascomycota; Dothideomycetes; Dothideales; Saccotheciaceae.